UACUUGUUUAUUUUUUAAUAUUUACAGACCAAUGCGAGCAGUUCCCUUCCCAACCUGAGUGAGCAGUUGCUGAAGGUCCAGUUUCUGAGUGGAAAUCCUUUCAAACUGAAAGCUCCAGCAACCUUCUGCCCCUUUGAUUCCUUCAACAGUGAAACAGAAGCUUCUGGAGAGAAUGAGGUUGUGAUCCCACAGGAUUUCCUGAAGAUGGAAGACAUGUUACAGACAUCUUUGCUGGCCCUGGGGAAGAUACAAGAAACUCUCCUUCAGGACAGCCAACCUUCAAUGAUAGUGACCUCCUCUCUUGCCACUGUAAUGCUAAAAAGGCAAAAUAUAUCAACUUUGUCUUCAAGCUCUUUUACUCUCCAUUAUCCAGCACCAAUACAUUUAGGCUUCCCAUCAGCCUCUGCUUUAGACAAUCUCCUGAGGAAGAACCAAAGUCUAAACAUUCAAGUUACAGGGCUAGCUUUUAAUCCCUACGAACAUUUUGAUAAGCAGAAUAUUGUUGGAAGUAUUGGAAAUGUGUUACUCACCUCUGAUCAUGAAUCUCUUCAGAUCCAAGACUUGUUAGAAGAAGCAGAGAUAAUAGUCUGGAGAGAUGGCAGCAUAGAAACCUAUCCCACUACCUUCAACAUGAGUACAGACCACUUUGUGAUCACUAUAAACAUCACUUCCCUAAAGGAAUCUCUGAUAGUCUUGGUAGAGCCUGAAAAUCCUCUUUCCAUCACACUCUAUCUUGGUUUCCAGUAUCAACCUAAUAUUACUCAUUUUCAACUAAACAUCACCCUCCCAAAGGAACAGCUAUGGGAGAAAGAUGAGAAGUACUCGUGGGUGCUUUCUCCAGAAAAUCUGCGGCAUGGAACAGGUACCUACCAUAUAACAGCUAUGGUGAAUGAAAGCAAGAAGGAGCCAAAGCAGACAUCUUUGGGAUUCUCAGUCACCACAGCAACCACCCAGUGUUUUUUCUGGGACCUUCACAACAAGACAUGGAAGAGUAAUGGCUGCCGAGUAGGGCCCCAGAGCACCAUCACCAAGACCCAGUGCCUCUGCAGCCACCUGACCUCUGUUGGCAGCUUCUUUAUGGCCUUGCCCAGGACAGUGAACAUCCAAGACACAGUCAUGCUCUUUCAUAGAGUGGUCCACAAUCCUGUUGGUGUGGCCUUGCUGGCUAGCCUUUUGGGAUUUUAUAUCAUUUUCAUUGUAUGGGCCUGGAGAAAAGAUAGAGAGGACAGGAAGAAGAUAAAAGUCACCAUCCUGGCAGAUAACUCCCCCAGCUCUCAAUCUUACUACCUCAUUCAGGUCUUUACUGGAUAUCGUAGAAGGGCAGCUACAACAGCUAAGGUUAUUCUGAUCCUUUACGGGUCAGAGGGGCGCAGUGAUCCUCACCACCUAAGUGACCCCCACAAAGUCGUCUUUGAAAAAGGGGCACAAGAUGUCUUCCUUCUCACAACCAGAUCCCCAUUAGGGGAGCUGCACAGCAUCCGACUCUGGCAUGAUAAUUCUGGGACCAGCCCAUCUUGGUAUGUAAACCAAGUAAUCGUCAGUGACUUGGCCACAAAGAAGAAGUGGUAUUUCCUAUGUAAUUGCUGGCUGGCUGUUGACCUGGGAGACUGCCGACAGGACCAGGUUUUCACAUCAGUCUCAAAGAAAGAACUUCUUUCUUUUAGACAUUUAUUUUCCUCCAUGAUUGUAGAAAAAUUUACCCAGGAGCACCUGUGGCUGUCAGUGGUGACCUGCAGCCCCUGGAACCAGGUCACGAGAGUCCAGCGCCUUUCCUGCUGCAUGACAAUCCUUAUUUGUAACAUGGUCAUCAACAUCAUGUUCUGGAAGCUAAACAGCAUGGAGGACAGAGAUAUGGAGGACAAAGUAGGACCUUUUGCUGUGACCUGGUCUGAAUUACUCAUCAGCAUCCAAACUUCUUCUAUCCUCUUCCCAAUCAAUCUUAUCAUUGGGAGAAUCUUCCCACUGAUUCAGCGACAAGAGAAGAUUCCACCUCAUUUCAUUCCCAUUCAGGCAUCUUCUAUAUCAGAUACAACUUUAGUAUCUGUAACUACUCAAAAAAUAACUGAGGAGCUGAAGGAAACAGUGGGAUUUUUGCAUUUGAAAAAUUCAUGCUCGCCUUCCGAGUGGGAAGGCUCCAACUGGAAUUCUGACAGUGUUCCAGACCUCUUCAAGCAGCUGUCCAGCCUCAUUCAUUCUCACCUAGACAGGCAAGGAGGCCGAUGGCAGCAGACAGGGUCACUUUUUGCAAAUGAGGUUCCAGAAAAUCUCCACAAUUUAAACCAUUACUUGCUCAGAGUCCUGGAGAGGCUGCAAUCCCAGUGCAGGACACUUUUGACAAGCCCAUCCACAAAGUCCCAUGACUUCCUGGACUCAGCCAGCCAGCUACAAAGUCUCAGGGAGCUUGUGGAGACCCACAUUCUCUCCAAGGCCCGCGACCUCUGCAGUGACAUCACGAGUUUCCCUAUUCUGGACUCAGAGGAAGAGAAGCCUGCCCUCUCCAGCUACCUGCCAAAAUGGUCCAUUUAUAUCUGCUGGCUCCUUCUGGGUGUGACAAGUCUGGUCUCAGCCUUUUUUACAGCUCUUUAUAGCCUAAAACUGAACAAAGAUCAAGCAACCAGCUGGGUCAUUUCCAUGGUACUUUCAGUCCUCCAGAAUAUCUUCAUAAUCCAGCCAGUGAAAGUGACGAUACUCACAGUGUUCCUCUCACUGUUGCUGACAAGAAUAUCAUGGCACAACAAAGAAAAGGAACAACAGAUGAGAAAGAUCUUGGCUCUCCUGGCAAGAUGUCCCUCCUUGUCAUCACCUGGUUUAAGAGAUGAGAACAAUCCCAUUUAUAAAGUCCCUGCUGUGACCAGCCCAGUUAUAAUUCCAGAAAGAACCAUGAAAGAGAAGCAACUGUUCCAACUGGCGAGAGAAAUUUUCGUACAAAUCCUCUUCCUUGUAAUGUUGAUGAUUUCCGCUCAUUCAGAAAGGACUUACAACAAGUUUUACCUCAAUCAGGCCAUCCAGAAGAGAAUUAAUAAUCCCUUUGAAGAGAUCAAACGUAUUAAACACUUCUACCAGUGGACCAACAAAACCCUUAUUCCUAACCUGUAUGGGAAAUACAGAGGUUUUAUCGCUGAAGGAAAUUCCUUACUUAUAGGUAGUGUCCAAAUUCGCCAGAUCCGGAUUCCUGAUGCUGUAUCCUUUCCAAAAAGAAUUUCUCCUAGUGAACAAGUGAAGUUUUAUUAUCAGUAUCAGGAGGAUCAAAAGAAUUAUGGAGUUAACUGGACCCCUCUUGAUCUGAAUAGUACAAAUCAAGAGAGCAUUUGGUGUUAUCAGAAUGAGGAAGUCUUGGGUGGAUACCCUAUCCAAGGGCAGUUUGCAGUCUACUCAGGAGGAGGUUAUGUUGUUACCCUUGGGAACAACUCUAAGGACAGUAACAGAAUUCUUCAGCAUCUGAAACAAAAUCAUUGGCUAGAUAGACACACCAGAAGCCUCUUUGUAUCAUUUGUUGUCUAUAAUGCUAAUGUGAACCUCUUCUGCGUGGUGACCCUGAUUCUGGAGUCCAACGGUGUGGGAGCUUUCUUCAAUUCUAUCAAAGUGAACAGUUUACAGAUCACUCAGACCCACAGAAGUUUCAUCUGGUUCACUGCCUCGAAUGUUAUCUAUUUUCUGCUACUCUUUUAUUACAUCUUCAUACAGGUGUCCCGGCUGAGACAACAAGGAUGGAAAUACUUCACCAAGAAAGGCAACAUCCUGGACACGAGCAUAAUCCUCAUAACCUUUAUAAUGCUGGUACUCCAGGUGAAGGGGGUUUUUUUGCACAAAAGAGUCAUGGAUCGGUACCGUCAUAAUAAAAGUAGAUUCAUCAGCUUCCAUGAAGUUGUACAAGUGGCCUUUGCUCUCACUUACCUCCUUGGCUUCCUGGUCUUGCUGACAACCAUUCGGCUCUGGAGCCUGCUGCGGCUCAACCCCCGACUCCAGAUCAUCAGCACAACUCUGAGGAGAGCUUGGGAUGAGGUGGUCGGCUUCUUGCUGAUCAUUCUGAUCCUGCUGACAGGCUACUCCAUUGCCUUCAACAUUCUUUUUGGAUGGAGCAUUGCUGACUACAAAACCUUUUUCAACUCAGCUGUAACUAUUGUUGGCCUUCUGAUGGGGAUCUUUGAUUACCAUGAGGUUAUCACCUUAGACCCAGUCCUGGGCUCCUUUCUGAUCAUCACCAGUGUCAUUUUGUUAGUGCUUGUGAUCGUUAACCUUUUUGUUUCUGCAAUUAUGCUGACCUUCAGGAAGGAGAGAAAGUCCAUUAUGAAAGAAGCACCACUUACAGAAAUUCUGCUGCAGAAACUUUCCAAUUUGUUAGGAAUACGGAGGCCUCAAAAGGCGCCAGAGCAAAGAGUCCCAGCAGCAGCAGGCACCAACAUGGAAACUGCAGAGAACGAACUAGCUUGACUUUCUCUUUCCCCAUCCUUGGCU
Molecule: messenger RNA, 4455 nt
Organism: Sarcophilus harrisii (Tasmanian devil)
Lineage: Eukaryota; Metazoa; Chordata; Mammalia; Dasyuromorphia; Dasyuridae
Gene: PKD1L3
Product: polycystin 1 like 3, transient receptor potential channel interacting
Exons: 26
Coding region: 205-4431 (1408 amino acids)
Biological process (GO): detection of mechanical stimulus
Cellular component (GO): membrane
Molecular function (GO): calcium ion binding; protein binding; calcium channel activity
Source: RefSeq, a predicted model, not a curated record